Messenger RNA from Oreochromis niloticus (Nile tilapia), 2563 nucleotides. Its product is annotated as transmembrane protein 131-like. The transcript has 15 exons. The record is from RefSeq and is a predicted model, not a curated record. Gene Ontology annotation, cellular component: membrane. Lineage: Eukaryota; Metazoa; Chordata; Actinopteri; Cichliformes; Cichlidae. The coding region runs from base 112 to 2271 and encodes 719 amino acids.
UUCACAAUUCUUUGAAGAUGAAGAAGUCUUUUUUGUUGACAUAAACCUGAAAGGCUUGGAGGUCAUUUUUCUCAGAAACAUUGAUAUUGUUUGGUUCUACCGUUUUCGCUAAUGGAGUGUCGUGAUGGUCUGCGCAGCAAUAAGCCCCUUUUUGCCAUCAGAAAGAGCUUGAAGGUGGAGAACGCCGGCGAGCUUCCCCUGACAGUCAUGUCAAUGAAUAUAAAUGGUUACAAGUGUCAGGGAUUUGGCUUCGAGGUGCUGCAGUGUCAUUCCUUCAGCCUCGAUCACAACAGCUCCUCUGAGCUCACCAUAGCGUUUACCCCAGACUUCACCUCAUCCUGGGUCAUUCGGGACCUCACCCUUGUGACAUCACGUGGCACUUCUUUCCCUUUUACCCUCAACGUGACGCUUCCCCAUCACAUGUUGCCCCUCUGUGCCCAGGUGGUACCCGGCCCCAGCUGGGAGGAAACUUUCUGGGUGGUCACGCUCAUCUUCACGUGUUUCUCCUUGUUUGGUGUGUGCCUGAUGGCCUUUUAUCAAGCACAGUUUAUCUUGAAUGAGUUCUCUGCACCGAGCAGCAGGAGCAACCACAACUCUGUCUUGUCCCGGGAAAAUGGCUCAGUCAAUAAUAUCACACCCAAUGGAGUACAUAAAACAAAAGGCAGUUGUAAGACCUAUGUGGACACCUGCCACACAUCCGACAAAGGGAAAGGCCGCGGGUCUCCAGCCUUAGCCAACAGCCCCGCCCCUCGACCUCAGUCCUCAAAGAAAGGCUCCUCAACCACACCCACCCAACAACAGAAGAAAUGCAAGGUUUCACUCUAUUACUCCAAAUAUAAACCCAGCUCAUCCACAGCAUCAGCUGGUGCUGUGACAGUGGAUGAAGAGCUGGAAGACCUGAGACCAGAUCCUCCCCUCACUCCCGACACUGACGUCUGCAACAACAACAAUGAACCAGCUUUCAUCAAUGAGAUGGAGAAGAUGACAGCCCCAGACUUUAAAGAAGUCGUGGAAGAUACAAUGCCAGCAGCGGUUAUGUUUCCCAUGGAAAUACCUGCUGGUUUCCCAGAUAAUGUCACACUGGGUCCAGGACCCAGACCGGGCCUGUUAGUGUGCAGUCCCAUAGAAAAGAGCUGCACUGAGCACUAUGCAGAGAAGAUGGAAUCUGAGAAAAGGGACAGUUCUGAGGUAGAGCUGAGAGACGACUGCAAAGGACAGAAAAAGAAAGCACAGAGCACAGAGUCUGGCACUGCAGCAGGGAAUAAUAAGGGAAAGAGGAGCCGCAGGAAGACUGAAAAUGUCUCCAGCGCUCCCGAGCACAACAUGCAAGUAACACCAGAGAGGGAGAAGGAACCUGAUUGGAAAACUGUGGACUUUGUCAGUGGAACCCGCAGCAGGAACCGCUCCACCAACAGCUUCAAGACAGAAGCACUGAAGCCUGUGCAGACUGCUGAGAGCCCACUCAAACAGAACGGUGUGUGUUCUGCUCGCACUCGGAAGAAGUGUACUCCAGAGUGGCGCGUGGGCAGCGUGUGCGAAUCAGGCUCCGACUCAGGCAGCUCAUCGGGCAGCGUGAGGGCCAGCAGAGGGAGCUGGGGCAGCUGUAGCAGCACCAGCAGCAUGGAGGGAGACAAGGACGCCAGUGCCCGGACACACCGCUCCACUACCUCAUCUAGAAAAAGGGACUCCAUGCAGUACAGUGUGUACCCAAAAGAGGUUGACAGCUACCAGCCCAUUAAUGCCAACUAUAAGACUAAAAGCAUGAACACCCUGUACCAUAAAGACCAAUGCCAAAGCCAAGAGUCCACCAGGCCCAGCUUCACCUCAAGCUUUGCUGCUGCUGUUGCUGCAGGAAUGGACCAGAACACGGAUGUGACAGGUCAGUAUCUGCCUGAAGAUACAUGGUCAGCUCCACCCAUCCCCCUCACCAGUGAGUUUAGAUACAACGCCACCGAAGCAAUGCGCUAUAUACCACCAACCACCGCGUCAUACCGCGGGUUACGUUGGAAUAGUGCCAGCAGCCACUGUAACAGUUCCUAUAACUACCCUCCGGAAAACGGCUACAUAGGUAAUGGAACUUUUACAAGUGGUUUUCACAGUCAUGAGGGCCAGAACAUGCACAGCAAUCAGACCAUCUGGAGUGACGAGCAGCCUCAGGAAUCGCCCUCAACCUGGGACACAGCAGCCUGUGUGGGCAGCAAGCCAUUCUUCUCGGGUACCCGCAGUCUCUCCCCCAUGUCCAGCCUGUUUGGAUCCAUCUGGACACCCUAGAGCGAGCCCUACCCGAGCCACUUCCAACCCGAGCGAUCGGUCCCGGUGUCCCCCAUCACCCCGCCUCACUCCCCCUUUAAUCGGGAGCCAGUGGGGGCCUGCGGACCGCUGCAGUACUCCAGCUUCAACCCUUUCGGACCGCACAUGAACUUGGACAUAUGGAACUCUUCAUCCAACCGCAGCUCCAACUCACAGCUCUCCAACGACUCCGGCUACUGUGGAGAUGUUUAAAACAAGUAAAUACAGCAGAGCUUAACUAUAAUUGGAAACUUAUAAGUCAAGAAAAGGAAAU